This is a messenger RNA of Linum trigynum, 6650 nucleotides long. The record is from the annotation of a GenBank genome assembly. NCBI's taxonomy places the organism in Eukaryota, Viridiplantae, Streptophyta, Magnoliopsida, Malpighiales, Linaceae.
CACGCUAAGAAGCAGUAAACCAUGCACAUAUAACCAAACCAAAUUACAUAUAAACUAUGAUAGAUAAGAUUAGAAAGCAACGAAACUGAGGUUUAGAGUUUUCUUUUACACCUGAGGGUGCUAGGUUGGAAUGUCCUUUUCGGAAACAACAUCAUUUCAUCAGACGAAUCGGCUGUAUGUACAGUGAGAAGCAAACAAAUCAUGCAGGGAUCAAAACUGUAAACACAGAGACCCGUUGCUUCUACAUCAUUGACCACAUAAAAAAAAUUAUAUAUCAUCGCCGACCCUACUUGAAUCCGAUCACAGGGAAUCACAUCCUAAAGCAAAAGGCUACUACAACAAACCCACAGGCCACGGGCAAAGGUUUGCUACACUCAAGCCCAGGAUAGUUUACUCAAUGGGAUGGGGGAUUAUAACUUAUAAGAACAAUGUAGAUGAACACAGCCUCAGCUGAUAAAAGCAGAGACUGCUCUGUAGAUAAACUAUCUUCUCUCAUCUGGUGCCAGUGAACUGAUAGUAUGAAAAAAUAACAAAAGAGAAUAAAACUCCACUAAAUGCUCCCAAACAGGUAAUAAACUGAUCCAAUUUCCCUUCCUUUGACCAUUCUUCAUUUCACCACUGGCGACUAAAUUGGAAGGAUGUAACUCUCCCCCACAAGCUUUGACAAUACUGAAUUUGUUGGAUCAACUUGUAAUUGACAUUGUUCAACACGUUUGUAGUGAAUAAAAGCUGAAUACAGGUUCAGGUGAAGUGACUUUGCAACACAGCCAACGAAUUGGACUUUGCAACACAGCCAGCGACGGAUAGCAAGGGAGGCAGCCGGUACAAACCAUAAUGGCAUAGACCCAGGCCAAUUCCAACCCCAAUAUCCAACCUGUUCAUGAGAUUGGGGAACCCUAAGCCCGACCAGACAACAAAGACACAGGGGUAUGCCUUAACACGAAGAAGCAUCGACAAAAACAAACUGGAAAUCGUGCACAACCAAAGCCCCCAUAGACGAUUAUCAGCCAAAUAUGAAAUUGAGGUUUUGACUUCAAUUUUAUUAGAAUACAGAUACAAUCCGAGAAGAAUACCAAGAUAAAGAGUUUUCGGCAUUACCCUAAAAUGGUUCCGCCGUGUUCGCCAUUGCUGCGGGAGGGAGAUUUUAAAUGGGGAUUGAGAUCGUGUUCGCCAGAUCGCGGUAGUCUUCGCCAAGGUUGGAACAGGGAAAGGAAACUGAAGAGACCCACCCACCAAAUCGCGGUCUUCUUCUCCGAAUCGCUUACAGAUCGUGGUCUUCUUCUCCAAGGUUGGAAGAGGGAAAGGAAGAGGGAAAGGAAACUGAAGAGUUCUCUGUCUUCCUUCGUAUGCGAAUCUGCAGAGAGACAAAAGGGAAACGCGUAAUGUUGGCCGGCUGGGAAAAGAGAUGGUUCAAUUACUAAAUUACCCCCACCGAAAAUGAAGGGGAGAGCAGGGAAUUUGAAUCCCUGAAAAAUUGACAAAAGUGUGCAAUAUAUUAAUGGUGGAUUAUAUGGAAUUAGGCUAAUGCGUAUUGCGUAAUGUUUUUCAUUUUUGGUAAAUAAGUAGAGUAUUAUUUACUCGACCAUUGGAGGUGUUUAAAGUUUUAACUUUUAACUCUUAAGAAACUAUUGAGUGUUUUAAACUAGUGGCGGACCCAGUACUGUUGGAGAGGUGUGUCGUCGAUAAAAUAAAAUAAAAAUUAAAUUAAAUAAAAUAAAAAAUUAAGUAGAAAUUUAAAAAAAUAAUUGAUAAAGUUCACAAUGUCAUGUUUCUAACGAAUCACGAUGACUUUUCAUCUGCUGAAAUGUCUCUAAAAUACAUUAAUCACUUAUACUGCAAAGAAAAUCUUUUUCAAUAUACACAACUAAACAAUCAUUCAUAAAUUGGUCACUCAACCGAUUUCGAAGAUCAUUCUUGAUUAUCUUCAUAGCUAAAAAUGUUCUUUCGCAGCUUGUCGUUGCAACAGGUAAUGAUGGGGAGUUAGUGGCAGCCUAUGCUAUUGGCCAUUAGGCCUGUGGGUUUUUUUUUUCCUCUUUUAAUUGUAGGCCGAGGCCCAACACACAUCACAAUUGUAUAUUGUAUGGGCUGAGAGUUUGUUUUUUUAAUAGGAAUUAAUAGAAUUAUGAUUUAUGAGUUAUUUUAAAUAAAAUUAAAAAAGAUUAUGAUUAAGAUUGAUUUAUUCGGAUAAUAAAUUCUUCGAGUAUAAUGAAGGUGUGUCGGCUAUAAUUAUUGAAGGUGUGUCGGCUAUCUCGAAAUAAAAAAAUUUAUACCAAAAAUUUUCUCGAGCGAGGGUGUGUCGGACGACACACCCUCCCUUGCCUUAGGUCCGCCACUGUUUCAAACUAUAUUGGGGAAAGUUCAAUCCUUGAAGCGGAGUCGUAGGUGAUUCGAGAUGGACUGUCUUUAGCAUGGAUCUUUGGCACCGAUAAUUAGAAGUGGACUCGAAUUCACAACUAGAUAUUAUUUUGAUCGUAAGGGUAGAUAACAUAUUUUACAUCGUACUCUUGUUGAGCUCAUAUUGAAUUGCAUGUGCCUCAUACGUCAAUCACGACAAUACAAGUUAUCAGACACCAAUGAUGAGCCCUAACUUGGGUCUCGAUGAUCGGAAUUCACGCAACUUUCACGCAACUUCCAAUUCAAGGCUCGAGUUGAGUCUUGGACACAAAACAGGGUAGGGUUUUAGGCGAUGGAACUUUCGUGCAAUCUUUCACAAGGAAGAAGGCUCGAGAAGUAUGGAAAGAAGCUAGGCCAUGAUCAAAAGCAACUUAGAAUCAACUAAGCAACUCGAACGAAUUCACAAAGCUACAAGCUUAAUGAACCAAAACUCAAGGUUUGUAUUCAACAACGUAAUCUACCUUACAAUGCAAUCGAAAAGGCUUUAAAUAGAACUAGCUAGGCUAUCCAACUACAAAAGAGGUCCUAAGUACAAUGGAACUCAGAAAUUGAACAAGACAGAAUUUCUUGUGGUGCAAGACAGAAUUUGAGGCUUCAUACGAUCUUGCACACGUUCAUUCGAAGCUUUAAAGGUAUGCCCUUAAUCAUCCAAUUCUUUUAGGUUGCUCAGAAAAUAUUGUACUUCCAUGUAACAAUUCCCUUUUGCUUCGACUCUUCCUCCUCCAGAUCAAGUAAGCUCUCAAAAUAGGGUACCCGAACACGACUCCAUACUUGGCCAGAUUUGGGCAGUUUCUCUGUGACUCCAUAGCAACUUGCACGAUCUUGUUAAUGACCUUAGGGAUUUGUCCUUUGGCCAACAAACCUUGUACCCCGUAGAUGAACUCUUGUACUUCAAUGGAUAACUGUCCAUUGCAUUAUCACUUAUCUAAUUGCGAGAUAUGAAUUCCCAAAGUAGGCACCAUGACACAAGCUUGACACUUAGCCAAAUUAUGCCUCUUUUCUUGCCAACUUGGAUAGCUUCUUUGGCAAGUAAUAAAAACUCAUGGACUUGACUACUUGGGAUCAUAUCAACCAAAAGGGAAGGGAAUAAACUUGCUGACAACUGGCUAGCUUGGGCCACUCUCGGAUCCAGUGAGAGGUUUUGUACCCUUUUGUAUAGGGAUGACAAAAAUAUCCGUAACCGUGGAUAUCCGCCCGAAUCCGACCUAAUCCGGUAGGGUAAAACCCAAACUCGAAAGACUUUUAGUGGGUACGGGUAAAACCCGAACCCGAAUAUUGCAGGUAAUGGGUGGGCAUGGUUUUCUCACUAUCCAACCCGAACCCGCCCGAUUAUACACAUGCAUAUGUAUUUUGUCUAUAAAUAAUCAAUAUUUUUCUCUAACAUAUUUUAUAUUUUGCAUAUAAAUAUAAUUUUCUUAUGAAAUUGUGUUGUUUUAAUUAAUUUUCUUCAUUCUUGUGAAUUAUUGUAGUACUUUUCGUCUUACGUAACGUGAGAAUACGUGUAAAUAUUAACAUAUUGAUUGGAGUUAUAAAGAAAAACUAUUACCCAUGGAUAACCAUGGAUACCCGAACGGGUAUGGGCAUGAUUUGAAUUGUCUACCCGUUUCUUAUGUGGGUAUGGGCAUGGGUAUAACCCGAACUAAUUUAGGUAUGGUAACAGAUAUGCACUAUCCGUCCCCGACCCGACCCAUUGCCAUCCCUACUUUUGUAUUGUUGUUGUAUCGCGCAUUGGAAGCGGGUAUGACGGGAGUCCAUUUCAUAAGGGAUAUGGACUAGACUGAUACAUGAUAUGUCAUUUUGAUCUUUUAUAUUUCCAAAUGUACAAAAAUGAGUUAUAUUUUGACUAAAUUACAUGUUUGGUCAUUCGCUUUACUAUUAUUUUUUUAUGGUCGUCGCCCAAAAAGUUUAAUUUCUUAUUAGUCACUCAUAAGGGUGGCAACGGGUCGGAUUAGGGGAUGAAUAGUGACUAUCCAUUACCUAUCCCUAGCUCGUUCAGGUUUUUAUGAUACAUAUACCCUUGUAAGAUUCGGUUAGAAUUUUAAAAAAUUAAAACCAUACACAUACCUUAUCAGAGUUUUUUUAUGAGUACCCUAUCAGUUUUUGGGUAUCCAUGGAUAAAAUUUUUCUUUUAUCUUCUAUUGUAUUUUGUUACUAAUAAAAAUAUAUUAAUAGUUUCUUUUACUUUCUCUUGAGGUGGGUUAACGCCUCUCUUUCCCUUUUCCCUCAUUACACCUUCGUAUUACUCUCUUUUGAAUCUCUUAUGGGGCUAAAGCUUCUUCCAAGAAGAUGGCAUGCAAUACUAUUUUUUCAACACCAGACUAGGAAUGCAAGCUGUGUUCCUUCUUGAUAAGGGCACAUCUCAACUUCCUAUUGUGGGUUGAUAUCCUCAGGUUUCCCAAUGCCAGCGCUAGCAAGAUGCCAUGUGUUUCACACACUAUUGCAUUCAUCUGUCAUAAAACUUGGAUAACGACUCCCCUUACCUUGCUGCCAGUUGAUGAGGGCUUGCAAUGUGAGUUCGGCCACCUCUGCAUGUAAAACUUGGAGGAAAACAACACGACGAACUGCUCUAACGUCUCAAUGACGCCCUCCCAGAGUGAUGUAUACCAUAUUCGGCACUGACCUCUGAAUGUGACUGGGAAUGCUUUGCAAAGAUCGGCAUGUCAGGAAUUGAUGAGCUGCAUCUUCAGUACGAAAGCACUCAAGUGAUCUGAGGGGUCGAUGGUGCCAUUUUAGGCCGGAAGGCCGAGAGACGAAAAGUUUGGGGUUUUAAACAGGCUUCAUGAUAGUGGGUCAUGUAGCACGUGGGGAUCUUGCUUCCCUCGUGCAAAGGUCCCAGGAGCAUUUUUAAGAUAUGGAUCGGCCUUCCUCCUUUUUGUCCUUGUAAUGAUCAGAGAUUCCAAAGACAAUCAAAGCUUUCCCCUUUGCUCAUAUGACUUUAUCUCUGGUUUGUGAUCCUUCAGCCUAACCUCCAUCUCCCUUGUGUCCCUUGAAAAGCGCUAGAAUUUUGUAGAUGUUGUUAUGCUUGCUCGAUAGCGGCUUGUUAUUGUUUUUUUAUUGGUCUUUGAGAUCCAUGUCGUCCUCUACUAGAGGUGUAAUGCUAUCGAUCAGUCCUCUCUUAGUUAUUUCUUUUAGUAUCCUUUUAAGAGGGUUCCGAAAGUAUCUUCUAUGGAAGUGAUUUAGAAUGAUUUGUGCGCCCACGGUGAACGCCAAAUUGUUUAGGCUUACACUAUUGUUGGGGUUCAACAAGUGAUUAUGGGCUCACGCUCGUGAUGCGUCUUUCACCUUAUGGGGUUGGAUGUUCCAAGAACCUGCAUAAAGGACCACAUAUGCUUCACGCCAGGUACACCCUCCGAUGAUCUAGUCAGAAAGAGACUAUUUAUAGAAUGUUUAGAGAGAGUGAUUUGGUUCAAGUUACCAUAAAUGAGGACUGAAUGACUAUUUAUAUAAUUUGAUGGUGAUUGAGAGCAUUUAAUGCUAUGUCGGGUAACUCGAUGAUUCCGCCAAAGGGGAGCUUGGGCUCUCGCUGAAGCCUUAAAUGUUAUCACCGGGGUCAUCACACUAUCUAUAAUGGAUAUGUGGUUCCCCCAAGGUGUUGAUUGUCCCGAUGCAUUCUUAAAUGUGCAGAUGAUUGCCUCAAUGUGGUCUAGUUGACAUGUGGGCGCCCCAUGGCCUUUGUGAAGAUCUCCGUUCGAAUGGAGUGUGACUUCUUGGGCCUGAAGUACUUUCUUGACCGUGAUGGGCCAUAUCCUUAGUUAUCGGGCUUUUAUUAUUUUGCGACCUGGUUGUUGGGGGCCUUUAGUCCAACAGAUACCAUAUCUUGUACUCAUCUUAUUUCCUAAAUAGGCAAGUAGUACAUAUAGGUGCUUUGAAAAACAAUCGGUUGUCUUGCUGCACGCCUGCACAAGUCUAUGUCAUGAAGUUCUUCAAAUCCUUGCAUCAACAUUUGAGAAAUCGGUUGGUACCAUCAAAAUUUCAUCACAAACCUAUCUGAUAGGUAUCAAUCGAUGAUGUUCCAAUAAAUGAGGGACACCUCGCAACUUGUGCAUCUCGGUCACAACCAUAGGAUACAUGUUUCAUUCCACCUAUAAUAACAAUGAUGUUUAAUUAGUUUACGAAUUUCCAUGAAAAUUCACAAGUCUAUAUCAUAUUAUGAUCUUUAAAUUGUGUAACCAGAUACUAUCUAACUAGUUGCGGUAAUGCCACUAUUCAUUUGUGUUGGCUCCAAUCCACCGUAGAAAUAAAAUUAACUUUUUGUC